AUCGGCCCCCGGCUCCUCCUACUCCGCAUUUCGAAUUCCCCCGAUUCCACAGCAACGUUUCUCACACAGCAAGCGAGAGAGGCGUCAGCGUCAGCAUCCUUUCCUCCCCUCCCCCCUCGUGGCACCCGACGGGCAGGCAUGGCGGUGGCGGAAGUGGAGGCGGGGGCGGCUCCUCCGAUCGCGGCGUUCGCGGUGGCCAAGGGCGGCGUCGUGCUGAAGCACAUCUUCCUCAACGCGCCGCCGCCGGAGGAGGAGGCGCGGCGCGGCCGGGGUGGGGAUCGGGAGGAGGGCGAGGACCCGCCGGUGCUGUUCGGGCGGCACCCCGACUGCCACGUCCUCGUCGACCACCCCAGCGUCAGCCGCCGUCACCUCGAAGUCCGCUGCCGCCGCCGCCAGCGGCGGAUCACCGUCACCGACCUCUCCUCCGUGCACGGGACCUGGGUCUCGGGUCAAAGGAUCCCGACGAACACGCCGGUGGAGCUGGCGGUCGGUGACGUGCUGCAGCUUGGGGGCUCCAAGAGGGAGUACCGGCUUCACUGGCUUUCGCUCCACGAGGCACUUGAGAUGGACGAUCUGCUGCCACCACUUAUUGAGGAGGAUAAGGAGGAGUUCUGUGCUCAUCAGGAGGCAAGCAAGGAGUUGGUGCCUGCGCAGACGGAGCCAAUGGACAUGGAAAAUCACCAGGAGACAGGCCAUCAAGUAGUGUCUGAACAAAUUGAAUAUCCUCCCAAAGUCAUCCCCUCAGCUCCACCAUUGCCUGGGUUCGCCCAUUCUUUUUAUCUGGAAGAAUCUUCACUCACACAAUUUGAUGAGAACAGAGAGAGGGUCAUAGAGGAACUGAUGUUUAGUGACAAUUCAGUCACACAAUCUGUUUGCUCCUCAAUAAUACCGUCAUUGCCCGCUACAAUUGCAAAUGCUGGAACAACAGUCCAAUCAGACAAACAGGAUGCUUCAGGCACCAUUUCCCGGAGGGCCAAGUUAAAGUCAGUCAAAUCUCUCCGUAUUUACACAGGAAGGAAAAACAGCACUUUGAGCAACAGCUAUCAGAAAGAAGCCCAGAAUGAGAAUCUUUUGUGCUCUCAAAACUGUGGGAAAGGAUGUGCAGCCUGCAUGGUUUUGUUUGACAAUUCUGAUGUCAAAGAAGCUGAAGAAAAAGAAAACAUGUUUGCACCAGAAAAAGAGCACAUGAACUCCCAUGUCUUGGACAACAUUACCAUGGAGGAGAAUCAAGUGCCGAACCCUCUGAAAUCUGAGCAUUUGGAUAAGGAAAACUCCAUGCUAAGUUUUGUCAAGGAGACAAACCAGCAUGGCAUUUUCUCUGAAAAUUCUGUCCCACAAGGUUCAGUUGAUGCAAAACUACAGAUGAGGUCAGAACCAAUGAAUUACGUUUCUGCUUUGCUUUUCAAAGAUGAGAUCUUCGCAGGCAAAGGACCACAGCUGGAUGUACGACUGGAAUCACAUGAGCAUGUGUCAGAAAAUUCUUUCACCCAAGACAGAGUUGAUGGAAAUACAAAUAAGCACAAAGACAUGAAGCAUGAUGGUUUCUCCCAUCUUAAACUGGAUGGAAGUAUCCCAAACAAGGAUAAAAUGGCCCAAAAUAAGAUUGCCGUGUGUCCUCAGGACUGCGAUCUUGAAGGCAUAAUUUAUGAUAGUCUAUUUGACAAUUUGGAUAUCAAAGGAACUGAAGAAAAUGAACAGAGCAACCUACUGGACAAGGAGAACACCACUCCCCUUGUUUCGGGCAACAUAAUAAUGGAGAGGAGUCAGCUACUGUUGAAGCCUAACAGAUCCCAAGAGUUGUUGGACUCCAUUUCCCCUCUGAGUUUGGAACAUGACACCUUUUCAGAUAGUGAAAACUCCAUGCUGAACAUUGGGAAGCAGAUGAAGUCAAAUGAACUUAUAUCUGAAAAUGUUAUCCCAUCAAUUUCAGUUGAAACAGAGUUUAUGCCCAUGUCGCAUCUAGAUUUUGAAAAUGACAUCAUUCCAUACAAUGAAAACUCAGUGCUGGGUUCUGGAAAGUAUGAUGCUGCUAUCUCCCCUGUGAGACAAGGAGACCUUUUUCCAGAUGAGAAUGUGACACCUGCCUCCAGGGGUCGCAAGCCCAUUGCUGGAAAGGCUCUUGGCUCAAGGAUGGACAGUUUGGUGUUAGCAGAAUACACUUCAAACAUCAGCGUCCAUAAACGGGAAUGCGGUGAACUUUCAUCAGAGUAUGAUGCUAUCUCCCCUGUGAGACAAGGAGACAUCUCUUCAGACAAGGAAAAUGUGACACCUGCCUCCAGAGGUCUCAAGUCCAUCGGUAGGAGGGUUCUUGGCUCGAGGAUGGAUAGUUCAAUGUCAGCAGAAUACCCUCCAAACAGGAGCGUCAAUAAACAGGAAUGCAAUGGUCUAUCAUCAAAAUCCAAAGGUUUCCACACAGUAGAUGAUGAGGCUUUCUAUUCAGAUAAGGAGAACUUGACACCUAUGUCAACAGGAGGUAUGAAAGCGAGAAGAUGUCUUCCAAAGAACCUAUUUCCGGUGGAUGUAGACCAAGAUCAAGAGGUAUUCUACUCCGACAAGGAGAACUCUACACCAGUAUCUUCUGUAGCUCAGAAAACAAGAGAUACUCCUAUGUCUGAAAACCGUGCACGAAUUGAAAGUGUCAUCACAAAGAAACGGGUUGUAGAGAGGUUCCCCUUCCAAACUCUGGUGUCAAAUUCUCCCUCGAGACCUAAUGCUAGAGCAGCUGACGUGUCAUUCAGGUUGGAAGAUGAACUGAACAGUCUUCCACACAAGAACCAAGAAUCUGAUAGUAUUGGAGAAGGGAUGAAAGUCUGGACCAUGGUGGCUGAUACCUAUUGUGUUCUUGAUGAUGAAUCAAGGAAGUCUAUAAUGCUGUUAAGAGGCAUAAAAGGAACUCAUCUCAUCAUACCAAGGAUUGUGAUCAGGGAGCUCGAUUGCAUGAAACAGCGGGAAGGCCUGUUCAGGAGAUCCUCAAAGGCCACCUCCAUACUCCAAUGGAUCGAGGAUUGCAUGGAGAACGAGAGCUGGUGGAUCCACGUGCAGAGCUCAUCCGAGAUGUCGCCUGUAGCCCCAACCCCACCUGCAACUCCUACAGAAAUGCAACGCAACGAUGAAGGAAGAGAAGCCGCUGCUGCCGGUACCUUCAACCCAAUGUUUGCCCUCUUCUCCCCGAGGAGCUUCACGGACAUCGUUACCCCGAGGACCGAAGACCGUGUCCUCGACUGCGCGCUCCUCUUCCAAAAGCUGAGAGGCAGCCAGAAGAACAUGGUCAUCCUGUCCAACAGCGUCGCCCUCAAGAUCAAAGCCAUGGCAGAGGGCUUGUUGUGCGAGGGGGCCAAGGAGUUCCGGGAGACGCUGAUGAACCCUUGCUCCGGCAGGUUCAUGUGGGCGGCGAGCGCGCCGAGGGGGGCGGCGUGGUUGCGCCUUGAUGAGGCCGCCCUGGCAGAGAACUACUACAACAGCCACCACCACCAUGGAUCCCGGAGGACGCCGACGCCAAGGCCCGUUGAGUCUGCCAGGGGGCUCAAGCUGAUCCUGCUGCACAACAGCUCCUCCCUCCACCCGCACAACGGCGGUCGCCGGGAAGAAUAAGAAGACGCCAUUCCUGGUGAUCGCAACCUUGAGCACUCCAAUACAUGGCGCUUGUAAAGUAUGAGAGUUUCCUCCUGGGAUGAAACAUUUUGGUGUAGGUAUGAUUUCCUUGCCUGGUGGGACGCGUGAGGACUGAACGUGAGAGCGACUGUCUGAACCUUUGCUUGCUUGUCGAUGGACAUGGACGAGUCUACUUUGUGCAUGUUGAACGAUCAAUCGAUCGUCCUCUUCUCCCAUCGACUGAUGUAACUAGCACCAACUCGAGCGGCAGCUUCACGUGGAGAUAUUGCAGCACUCAAGAAGCGAAUCCCUGGAUUUUCAUUAAUCUCAGCUGUACUCUGGCCUACUCUGGCCUGUGUGUAUAUAUUACUUGACAGGCACUAGCUAGGAUGAUUACAUGUCCCUUAAGCUAAACUGCGGCCAAGGCUUGCAGCUGUGUUUCGACA
Messenger RNA from Brachypodium distachyon (stiff brome), 4037 nucleotides. RefSeq names its product FHA domain-containing protein PS1. Gene Ontology annotation, molecular function: protein binding. The transcript has 7 exons. NCBI's taxonomy places the organism in Eukaryota, Viridiplantae, Streptophyta, Magnoliopsida, Poales, Poaceae. The record is from RefSeq and is a predicted model, not a curated record. The coding region runs from base 139 to 3591 and encodes 1150 amino acids. Gene Ontology annotation, cellular component: nuclear membrane.